This is a messenger RNA of Staurois parvus, 369 nucleotides long. Lineage: Eukaryota; Metazoa; Chordata; Amphibia; Anura; Ranidae. The record is from the annotation of a GenBank genome assembly.
UGGAGCCCCCGGGCAAUAGAGGAUCAUGGGGCCCCUGUGUCCUUGCCCAAACUCAAAAAAGCCUAUGAAAAAGGUACCAGGGGCAUCUCAUGGGGCCCCCUACUGAACCCGGGUCCUCGGGCAGUGCCCGAGUUUCCAAAUGGUCAGUCCGCCCCUGGUGAGGGUUCUAUUUGGCUCCCCUGCAGGGGUGGACUGACAACUCAUGGGGCCCCCCCGGGCAAUAGGGGAUCAUGGGGCCCCUGUGUCCUUGCCCAAACUCAAAAAUGCCUAUGAAAAAGGUACCAGGGGCAUCUCAUGGGGCCCCCUACUGACCCCGGGCCCUCGGGCACUGCCCGAGUUUCCACAUGGUCAGUCCGCCCCUGCUCCCCU